AUGAAUUGGAAAUAAUCAAAAUCAUUUUUUGAUGAUUAGAAAUCUGAUUAAAAAUUUUGGAAAAAACAAGUAUAAUGUAUUGACGAGAAAAAAAUUGAAUUCCAAUGUUUGCUUUUUAAAAAAAAUUGGAAAACUGGAUUUUGGUUAAGCAAAAAUUAUGUGAUAUACGAAUCACAUCUAAUAAAAAUAAAGGUAUCGAAAUGGUGCUAUAUUAGCCAUAAUCAAAGCAAUGUCACAUUGUUAAUCUCAAUUUGUCCAGAAUAUAAAAGGUAAAAUAUGAGAAUAAGCUAGAAAAAGAAAUAUUUAAUAAAGUAUGUGGUUUUAUUAAUUGCUAGGAAAAAUAUGGGUUUAGAGUGAUAAGAAAUAAUCAAUGUCGAGAAUUCUAUAGUAGAUCAAAGGAAUUAAAUAUGUAAUUAUGGAAUUAAUUACGAAAAGAAGCAUUUCUUUCUUCAUUCACAGAGCAUUAUGAACUUGAUAAGGUUAUUGGAAAAGGGAACUUUGCUAAGGUUUAUUAAAGUGUGAACAAAGAAAAUCAAAAACUAUAUGCAGUUAAGGUUUUUGAAAAAAACAAAAUGAGAAGUUCUGAGAUUGAUAAAUAAGCUCUUUUGAAAGAAAUAAGUAUUAUGCGUAAACUGAAUCAUAAUGGAGUGAUAAAAUUGCAUGAGGUUUUUGAAGAUGAAAUAAAUAUCUACUUUGUUUUAGAUUAUUUGGAAGGGGGAGAGUUAUAUCACCACAUUUAGAAUAAUCAAACAUUUCCUGAGAAAUUGGUGGCUAGGAUAAUAGCAACAGUUUUGAAUACAUUGGAUUACUUAUAAAAACUUAAUAUUUUACAUAGAGAUCUUAAGCCAGAAAAUAUGAUUUUGAGGAAUAAAGGAAUAUUGGAUGAUAUUGUGAUUACAGAUUUUGGUUUGGCAGAUUAUUAUUCAAUGAAAGGCAAUUACCUAUUUACCAGAUGUGGAACUCCUGGAUAUGUAGCACCAGAAGUAUUGCAUGAUGAAGCCUAUGAUUUUAAAAUAGAUAUUUUUAGUGUUGGAUGUUUAAUGUUUGUACUCUUGGCAGGUAGGUCACCAUUCAAAGGGUAGAAGUAUGAUGAUAUUGUAAUGAAAAAUUAUCAUUGUUAAGUUGAUUAUAAGUCAAUUGAAAAUUCGAUUUCUACUGAUGGAUAAUCCUUAUUGAAAUAGCUCCUGCACCAAAAUUCCUAAUUUAGACCGAGUGCUCGUUUGGCUUUGAGACAUAAAUGGUUUGAAUUGAAUCUGAGUUAAAGUCGAUACAAUGAAUUAAAUUAUAAUCCAUUAGAUCCAAAAAAUUCAACAAUGAAAUCUAGUUUAUGCGAUACACGAUUUUAGAGUUUAAAUCAAAAUUGUAAAUAAUCAGAAGGGCCAAGAAAAAAUUAAGAAAAUAAACAAGUACUUACGUUAAUUAAAUUAAGCAAAUAAAAGAUUAGGUCUAUAUUUAUUCUUUAAUGGAUUUGAAUAACAGUGAAAAUGAUAUUGUUGAUGAUGAAGAUGAGCGUCCAUAAUCUCAGUUUUUGCCACAGUAUCAAAUAAUUAGCAAAUUUAAAUAAAUAUUAGAUAACUAAAAGUAUUCUCAGUUUAAUUCGACUAAGUUAUAUGUAAAUUUAUAACAAUAAUUAGGAAACAACUGGAAAUACUUCAAUAUAGUUUGUAGAGGAUAAUUUGAAGGAAAACUAUUAGAUUAAAAAUUUAAAGUCAUCUCUAAUUUGA
Molecule: messenger RNA, 1724 nt
Organism: Paramecium octaurelia
Lineage: Eukaryota; Ciliophora; Oligohymenophorea; Peniculida; Parameciidae
Source: the annotation of a GenBank genome assembly